Molecule: messenger RNA, 1951 nt
Organism: Phalaenopsis equestris
Lineage: Eukaryota; Viridiplantae; Streptophyta; Magnoliopsida; Asparagales; Orchidaceae
Product: phospho-N-acetylmuramoyl-pentapeptide-transferase homolog
Exons: 8
Coding region: 84-1730 (548 amino acids)
Biological process (GO): cell wall organization; cell wall macromolecule biosynthetic process
Cellular component (GO): membrane
Molecular function (GO): phospho-N-acetylmuramoyl-pentapeptide-transferase activity
Source: RefSeq, a predicted model, not a curated record
AUUAGUGAUGUCAAAUUGACUUGUUGGGUAUCCGACUCUCCGAACCCUUUCGUGAUUACGUAGAGCCCUAGAAGGAUCUUCAAAUGCUGCGAUAUCUCCGUCUUCCUGCCGAAGCAUCGAAAGAGUGCAAACAAUCUCCCAUCCGGUCUGUCCUGACCUCCUCCGUCCUUCGAAUCAACAGACUCACCAUUGGUUUCAUGACUACCGCAACUCUCCACCUUCGCCCAGGGUUGAUCCAAUCCCUGAGAGCCAGUUCUCAACCCCACGUUUCCAGGAGAGCAUCGGUUCGCCAUUCCCUGUCUCUUGGACCUGGUUCCUUUAACAAGCACAUUGGUCCGGAAAUUAGCUUGCGGAGACGCGAUCCGCGAAGUUCUUUGCUUCCUGUUGCGGCGGCUGUUGAAGAGGAUAUUGGGGAUAUCUCCUUUUCACUUGAGGAUCAGGGGGGUUAUGGAGGGAGUGGUUAUAUAAUUUCUUCUAGUGAAGGAGAGGACAGCGAUAUUGAUGCCUUCCUUACUCCUUUUGCUGAAACUGAAUUGCCAUCGAGCAGGGAACGCUUUGAAACUCCCAAUGCUGCACUGACCUUGUCCGCCCACCGGUUGGCAACCAUUCAAAAAGGCUAUAGAAAGAAUAGGACUCGAAGAGGAGUCAUCCUUACCUUGGGAUUGAUAGUCUUCAUGACAUUAUUUCUUUUAUUUGUUGAUUGGUGCUCAUGGAGGAUUGUUAGGCUACCUCUGGAGCCAUUUUUUUUGACAUGCCCAUUUUCUAUAUCAGCAUUUUUGUCAGCAUGCAUUGGAUUUUUGUUUGUUGCUAUUGUUGAUGGCCUGAAAAUACAUCAGAUAAUUAAGAGAGAAAGAUCUCUCAGUUCCCUUAAAACGUCAAUACCUACAAUUGGCGGCUUAUUUUUUCUUCCAGUUGGGAUCACCACUUGGAGAGCUGUAAUAGGACAUAAUUCUAUCCUUGUUACUGGAGUAGCUGCAGCGACUCUGGGUUUUGCAGCAAUUGGGUUGCUUGAUGAUAUUUUCCAAUUUACCAUGAUGCAUAAGUACAAAUUACCGGGAUGGCUGAAAUUAUUAUUGCAUGUAGCAGUUGGGAUGUGGUUUUCAGUUUGGCUGGAUACAGCCAAUUUACCAACACCAUACAGCAUGAAGUUCUUAGUUCCUCUGCCUCCACCAUACGGGCUUGUUCAUCUGGGAAAGUGCUAUCGACUAUUGACACUAUUUUGUUUUGUUGCCAUGCCCAAUGCCGUUCGCUUAACCGAUGGAGCCGAUGGCUUAGUUGGUGGGGUUUCUGCUUUGGCCUUUGUUGGGAUGUCAAUUGCUGUUCUUCCAAUUUCUCCUGAGCUUGCUGUCUUUGGAGCCUCCAUGGCUGGAGCAAGUGUGGGGUUUCUUUUCCACAAUCGAUACAAGGCUUCUAUACUCUUAGGUGAUGUAGGGUCAUUGGGAUUGGGUGGAGCACUUUCGGUGAUGGCUGCUUGCACGGGGAUGUUUUUUCCUUUAUUUAUAUCCUCCAGUGUUUUUAUUCUUGAAGGAUUGUCUGUGGUACUUCAGGUUAUUGUUCUGAAAACUAUAAUUCGUCGAAAAGGGGUUGCCAGACUCGUCUCCCGUGUAGCCCCUCUGCACCAACAACUAAAGCUAUUCGGAUUAAAAGUACCCUUCAUUGUCGCGAGUGCGUACGUUGUGUCGAGCUUCUUGGCUAUAUUUGCUGGAUAUGUUGGCUUAGUUUCGGCUUGAGUUAUAGAGCUCCAUUUCCACAUCUUAUGGUAGCACUCAUAUAGCAGAGGGCUCGCUACAUAAUCGGCUACAUGAUUGGCUACAUAAUCAGUCACAGGUGCGCUUGCAACUUUAUUCAUCUGUUGUUUUUCAAAUUGAUUUUUUUUGGCGAAAAAAAGCCUCAUAAUAAUCAUUUUUUGUAAGCAAAUUAUAUGAAACUUGACUUAUUCCUGAGUCCUGAC